Magallana angulata is the source of this 1492-nucleotide messenger RNA. Its product is annotated as RNA-binding protein 48-like. Gene Ontology annotation, molecular function: RNA binding. The record is from RefSeq and is a predicted model, not a curated record. NCBI's taxonomy places the organism in Eukaryota, Metazoa, Mollusca, Bivalvia, Ostreida, Ostreidae. Bases 6 to 1361 code for a protein of 451 amino acids. Gene Ontology annotation, cellular component: nucleoplasm. The transcript is spliced from 6 exons.
UCAAUAUGGUUCGUAUUUUAGUGUAUUCAUUUAAAAUGGCAGCGCCUAUGACUUUACCUUCGCAUCACUUAAAAGGAGAAGUAGCAGAAAACAGACCAGCUUAUAGAGAGGGCAGAAUACCCAAGGCUACAAAGGUGUAUACAGUUAAUCAGGAAUCAGCUUACCUGGUUGUACAGGGGGUACCAGCUCUGGGAACCAGUCAAGAACUCAUCCAGUUGUUUGCUGUUUAUGGCGCAGUCCAGGAGUACAGGAUAUUGGACGAGUUUCCGACUGCUGACAAAUACAAUGAUGUAUACCUCAUCAAAUUUCAGAAAAUCCAGGCAGCAAGGUUUGCCAAAAGGAAAUUGGAUGAUUAUUCAUUUUAUGGUGGCCUGCUGCAUAUAAGCUAUGCUCCAGAGUUUGAAACUGUAGCAGAAACAAGAGACAAGUUACAGGAAAGGAGAAGAAACAUAGCAACCAGGAUAAGGAAUCUAGGAAAAGAAACUCAAAAGAACAAACCGGAACUACAGGAUGAUCAGGGAGUUUCAGAUGUUGGAGUCUCCAGGAAUAAUGAUAGUCCACAAACUCAACAAACACAUGUUCAAAUCAACACAGACCACCGAAUACCAGAACCAGAUUUCAGUGCAAGAUUCCAUAACCAGAUUCCUGAAACAGAUCCCAGAUCCCGAUCAGGAAACAGGAUCCCACAGCAUGAUCCUUACAGUGCUCCAAUUCCGGAGCCAGAGCCGUGCUACCAUCUCCCUCUUCCCCCAAAACAAGAUUACGGUUUUAACCCGAAUCUUCGCGCAAGGAAAAAUUAUGAAUUUGCUCGUGUUCCAUCCGCACAUGCUACUUUACCUAGGGAAAUGAGUGAAGAUGCUAACAGUGACUUUCAACAUCAAAAGGAUAAAAAUAAUCUGAAAGUAGCAAUCCCAGAAAAAAGUGCAAGUGAAACUGAUACAGUCAAAAUAGAUGAAAAACAAAAGGAUGUAAAGACAGUUAAUGGAUUAAUAGUGAAAGAUGUUCCUCAGCAAAGGUCUACCCCAAAAUUCAUUCCAAGACAGACACUGAAUAUUGCAAAAGGAAAGUUAAAACCAGAAGAUGCAGAAAGGACCAAAGCUUCGGAUAGUCUCCGAGAAGAACUACAGCGGAACACUUUUUUACUUGGAAAGAAACAAGGACCAGAGACUAAAGAGGAGAGGAAAGAGAAGGCGACCACAAAGGAGGAUGAAUCUGUUCACCACACAGUGUCUCAGAUCAGGAAAAGAGUUCAAGAGGUUUUUGAUGUUGGGACAUCUGAAAAGAAAAGAAAAACAGAGAAAAAUUUAAACCUUUAUACACCUGUUACUGAAAGUUUAAAAAAGAAAAAAAAAUCCAAAUAAUGGACCCUUGUACAUGCAACAGCGCUCAUAAUAUCUCACGUUGUCAUGUUUGUGAGACACCUGUCCCUCCACUUUACUGUGACACCUGUCACAUCAACCUUUGUAGGACCUGCGUGGGAGAACAUCACUUG